Antechinus flavipes (yellow-footed antechinus) is the source of this 381-nucleotide messenger RNA. Its product is annotated as adenosine 5'-monophosphoramidase HINT1-like. The transcript has a single exon. Gene Ontology annotation, molecular function: hydrolase activity. The coding region runs from base 1 to 381 and encodes 126 amino acids. Gene Ontology annotation, biological process: purine ribonucleotide catabolic process. The record is from RefSeq and is a predicted model, not a curated record. Gene Ontology annotation, cellular component: cytoplasm; nucleus. NCBI's taxonomy places the organism in Eukaryota, Metazoa, Chordata, Mammalia, Dasyuromorphia, Dasyuridae.
AUGACAGAUGAGAUCAACAAACCUCAUUGUACCCAUCAAAGAGGUGACUCAAUCUUUGGGAGAAUAAUUCGCAAGGAAGUUCCAGCCAACAUAAUUUUCGAAGAUGACCUAUGUGUUGCUUUCCAUGAUGUUUGCCCCCAAGCUCCAAUUCAUUUCCUAGUGGUGCCAAGGAAACCCAUUAUGCAGAUAUCUUUAACAGAGGAUGAUGAUGAAAGACUUCUUGGACACUUAAUAAUUGUUGGCAAGAAAUGUGCCAAUGCUAUGAGCCUGAAGAAGGGAUACCGGAUGGUGAUCAACGAAGGUGCGGAUGGUGGACAAAGUGUCUUUCAUAUCCAUCUCCAUGUACUGGGAGGCCGUCAAAUGAAAUGGCCUCCUGGAUAA